CUCAAACCUCCACGCCGUUUCCAACGCUUCAUCAUGCAAAUCCUGAGACGGACGAUGAUCUGUAUGAUGGGACUGGCAUCACAGUAUGCAGUGAUGUGUGUGUGGAGUGCUGUGUAUGUGAGACCGCAGGAUCCUCCGUCACUGAAUCCUCAUAGUCAUACACCACAAUGUUUCAUGAUUGGAGAUGGCCCGUACUUUAAAUGUGAUUACGAUACCAACCCAAAGUCAUCGACUGCAGUUCCCAAGUCAGAUCCCACGCCAGUCAUCAAUCCAACAUCUACACCUGUGGAAUCAAGUACAAAGAAACCAAAACCUGACACAAUCACACCUACAGUGCAUCAACCUUCAAAUUCACCGGAUGAGACAAAGUUCACGACCGAAAUUCCCACACAGAGUCCCACGAUAGUGGACGAAACCGUGCAUAAAAACCAGGAAGACGGACAGAACAACACUGGAUGUCCUACCUGUGCCUCAGACUGCAUGGGUAUACACACCGUGUUCCUGUUAGCGGUGUGUGGCGUCCUGAUGCUAAUCCUGGUCACACUGAGCUUCUGCCUGUAUAAACAGUGCAAGAAACAACCAGUGGAGAACCUACACCUAACCAGGUUAAUCUCCAUCCCCAAUCCAGCGUUUAUCAACCCAUAGGAAAGAACAGAAGAGUUCAGCA
Molecule: messenger RNA, 667 nt
Organism: Pimephales promelas (fathead minnow)
Lineage: Eukaryota; Metazoa; Chordata; Actinopteri; Cypriniformes; Leuciscidae
Source: RefSeq, a predicted model, not a curated record